GUUCUUGCCUGGGCAUCCAGAGCAGACUUGGUGUUCUUGGUGUGGCAGGGUCUUCUCCUGACGCGUUUGUGUGCUGUGCCAGCCUGCGCCAGAUUGCGCCACCUGGUCUUGCCCAUUAUCAAAAUUACAGCGUGUUCUUCCCUAUCAGGGUUGGGAGAGACGGUCGGGAGGAGGGGAGCAGUUGCCGCCUCCGUGUGGGCUGUCCAGCGAAGCCCCUGAUUGCUCCUCCAUGUCACGGCUUCCCAUCCGUGCCUGCCACAGGGAGCUGUUCCUGGGCCGAGAGCAGACCGCACCGACUGCGUUCGCUGCUAACCAUCGCUUGCUUGCUCGUCGGUGUUGCUGAGCCUGCUCUUAUCCUUCCUACUAUCAGUUUUAAUGAGAAAACUCUACACCCCGCAGCUUGGUUUUGCGAGGGAUGCCAAAGACGUCACCGAGGAAAGCCAAAUAGGAUGACCAGCGCACUUUGUUAAUGAGCGGAAGACUAAUGAAGUUUUUAAUUAGCAGGUGUGCAGGGGUGAGAAGAAGGUGCAGUGAGACAUGCACAUCGUGACAGCAGAAGCAUUGCGCUAAAGGCACCAGCUGCGCGCUUGAAGUUGCCCCUGAUGGAGCAGGAGCUUCUUGUGCUUCGCUGGCCCGGGUCGUGCUUCCCACCAGCCGGGCAGACCAGGGCGGCAGCACCUCGGGGACGCUGCCUGAACCUCUCUGUUGGGUUUGGUUGGAGAAGGAUGGGCAGCUGUGCCCAGCUCAGAGCAGUGGUGAGCAGAGAGGAGGGAGACGCCGUGUGGAGCUGCUCCGAGCUGUGGAGCUGCUCCCGGACCGAGGGCUUGCUGCCAUGGUGUUAGGCAAACGCCAGGCAGCCCCUCAUUCCUGCAGGAUCCCUGCUGGCCGCUCAGCCUCCAGCUCAGCUCAGGCUAGUGCGCGCUGUGUUCUGCUCUGCCUUUGGCCUGCCUCAGCUGCUGGACUUACAGGUCUUGUUGCUGGACCAGAGCUGCCGCUGCAUCCUCCCGUCAGGCCUGGGUGUCCUUCGGUGAGCAGCAUCCCCUGGUCCGUGUUCCCUGGAGCCUACGCUGAGGCCGUGCACCCUGUCAGCCUGGAAAAUGAAGUGUCCGCUCUUUGUGGAAUGAGUGAGCACCAGCCUGCAUCAAAGGCUCCCAUUAUUCUCCUUUUCUGCUGCCUGAAACAAGGCCUUUGGCCAGCUGGUCCCACCUGCCUCUGGGCAGUGCGCGAGCGCUGGGCGCUGGUGCCAGGCUGCUCCCGUGUCUGCCUGUUGCACGUUAAAAGCGCUGUUCUGGAAGCAGAGCGCCAUUAAUUACAGCCCUAGUGAGACAGGCUAUCGCUUCUGAUGAGGAUCUCCUGAGGGCUGCUUUAAUAGCACUGUCAGAUGUGUCUGCAUUCCUAUGUGGAGCAAUUACGUACCCCGUGUAAUUUGCCCACUGGUUGAGGCGUUCUUCCACAAGAUACGAUACUCAUUCACGUUCCGUGGCGCUUGGUGUUUUCUUCCUGCUUUAGUUUGGCAGCUGGUGGCAGCCAGGGUGCUGGUGGUCUCAGGAGGGGACCCUUCUUCCAAAAUUCUUCUCUGCAGCACCUCAGGCCCUUUAGGAGAGAUCUCUGCUCUUCCCAGGGGUGUUUUGUGGCAGUUUUGUCCAGUUUGUAUGUAAUACAGCCGCACCGGUGCCAGGCCCUUUGUGGUGUCGGUGCCUGCUGUGGGGCUUUGGUAUUCCUUGACCAGACGGGUGGGGAGGGUACGUAGCUACUGGCCAGGCACUGUUUUGCUCUGCUGAGUUGCCCCGAGUCCUAAAGGUUCCGAUUUCCCACAGGUGGGCUGACGUCCCCCCGUGGAGAUGCCAACCUGCGAGGCGACGGGCACGUCUUGACCUUGCAGGUGCUGCAUCAGCAGGGGCGCAGAUGGCGUUUGCCCAGGCACCCAUUUCCAGCCUGGUGUGUUCCUUCGCUGUUCAGGAGAUGCCGGCAGCUCCUCCAGUCUCUUCUGCCGUCAGCACUGUUGGAGCCCCCUGCCUCCUCUUGUGAGCCCUGUAUCCCAGUUUGCAGCCCUCAGGGCUCCAGAAGCCUCUUUUGGGUAGAGGCGCCUCUGGGCUGGCUUGCUGAGCGGAGCCCAGGGAACCCGUGAUGCCUUCAGCUCGCCCCCAGACAGACGUGCCUUCUCUCGGGGUCUGGAUUUCAGAGGUGCCUUUGGUGCCCUCUCUACGUUUACACGUUGUUGUCUCCAGGAGCCUGCUGGUGGGGACGCUGAUCUAGAUGGGCUUCUCAUCCCUCGUGCGGAAUUUGCAGCCGCUGCACAUUUGUGUGGCAGCCACCUGGGCACGGGGGAUGGCUGCAAUGAGCUUGUUUCUCGGCCGGGGCAUGGGGGCCUCCAGAGCCUGAAGAAGUCCACUGGAGAUCACCAGAGCGCCAGGAUCAGAUACGGGAGGCUGUGUUUAGGGAAAAGACCUGCACGCACCAGCAGAUUUUUCCUCUAGAUUGGUGGUUAGCAAGGCGGAAAGAAGCCGCAGCGCUGGUCUGGCACCUCCCAAACGCCGAGGAGCGAUGGCUCCUCCCUUGGCAGCUGCUUUCUCCCCCCACCCUUUUGCCUUGUAUAUAAGGCCCCCUCGGAGCAGCCUCGGCACAGCACAUCCCACUCCGGCGAGGCAGACAGCGAGCCGCACCUCCAGUCCCAGCACCUCUGCUCCAGGAGAGUGAACCAGAAGGCCGUCAGCAUGGACAGAUGCAGAGCUCAGUGCUACGAGUACCCCACCUGCCCGGAGGCUGUGAAAGCUCCUAGAGAGGAGGUUGCCUACGUGACCUGCACCUACAGGGAAACCUGCGUGGAGCAGCCUGACUUCCUGGCCACCAUUGACCUCAACCCCAGAUCUCCCUGUUACUGCCAGGUGAUCCACCGCCUGCCCAUGCCCAACCUCAAAGACGAGCUGCAUUCCUCGGGGUGGAGCGCUGGCUGCGCCUGCUUUGACACUGCCACACCGAGGAGGAACAAGCUGAUUCUUCCCUGUUUGAUUUCCUCCCGCAUUUACGUGGUGGAUGUGGGUUCCCAGUGCCGGGCUCCCAAGCUGUGUAAGAUGAUUGAGCCAGUGGAUGUCUUCUGGAAGUGCAACAAGGGAUACCUCAGCGUAGUGCACAGCCUGCCUAAUGGUGACAUCCUGAUUGCCAACAUGGGAGACCCAGCUGGCAACGGGAAAGGUGGAUUCAUUGUGCUGGAUGGAGAGACCUUUGAGCUGAAGGGGAACUGGGAGAAUGAGUGUGAAGCCCCCCCGACUGGAUACGACUUCUGGUACCAGCCGCGCCACAACGUUCUCAUCAGCUCUGCCGGACUGGUCCCAAAACGCGCGGGACGCGGGUUUAAUCCUGACGACUUGAAGAAAGGGGUCUUUGGGCGCCGCCUGAACGUGUGGAACUUGUCCUGCCACACCCUCACCCAGUGCUUCGACCUGGGGGAGGACUCUCUGCCCCUGAGCGUGAAGUUCCUCCACAACCCCGAUGCUGCCGAGGGAUACGUCAGCUGUGCCCUGAGCGGCAUUGUCUACCGCUUCUACAAGUGCGAGAGAGACAACUGGGCCGUAGAGGAGGUGAUUCGGAUACCGGCCAAGGACGUGACAGGAUGGAUUAUGCCCAAGAUGCCAGCCUUCACGGUGGACCUCGUCAUCUCAACGGAUGACAAGUACCUGUACCUCAGCAACUGGCUGCACGGAGACAUCCGCCAGUAUGAGCUCUCCAAGACCUGCAAGCCCAGGCUGGUGGGGCAGGUGUUUGUGGGAGGCAGCAUCCUCAGAGGGGGACCCGUCACCGUGUGCAGAGACGAAGAGCUGAAGUGCCAGCCGGACCCCUUGGUGGUCAAGUGCAAGAGAGUGUACGGCGGCCCCAGUAAAAUGCAGCUCAGCGUGGACGGCAAGAGGCUGUACGUCACCAACUCCUUCUACAGCACGUGGGACAAGCAGUUCUACCCGAACUUGGUCAGGGAAGGCUCCGUCAUGCUGCAGAUUGAUGUGGACACUGAGAAGGGCGGCCUGUGCGUGAACAAGAACUUCCUGGUGGAUUUUGGGAAGGAACUCAACGGGCCUUGCCUUGCCCAUGACAUCCGCUUCGCUUCCGGAGACUCCACCUCCGAUAUCUUGGCCUAGGCGCCCUGCGACAGGCUCCCUCCUCCUCUCUCUUCUGUGGUGCAGCCGUCAGGGAGCAGCGUAGGAUCGUUGGGUUCGGGGGUCCCCACGCCUUGCUGGAGUCUGGGUUUCUGCUGACAGGAGCUGCGGGAGCUCCGCGUCACCGCGCGGGGCUGGGUCAGGCAGAGCAGUGCACGGAGGCACAGGGCACGUGGUCAGCGCUGUUCCCAGUGCCGAGCGGUCCCCGGGCCCGAGGUGCGGAGCAGAGCCGGGGCAGCUGCUGCGGUACGGAGCUGUGCAGCGUGCGGUGCCUCAGAAGGAGGGGAAGCACCCACUUUGUCGGCGUUACUGUUCUUCAGCCAGGUCGUUCCUGGACACUCUUCCCGCGGCACGAGAGCCUCCUGGCUGGCUUCUCGGUGCUGGGGCCGCCCCGCGUCAUCCCUCCAGGGCUGUCACGCGCUUGGGUUUGGAAAGAAGUGCCUGCUUCCUGACACCGGUUUGCUCCUGUCUUCUGCUUUAAACAUGAAUAAAAUUGUC
This is a messenger RNA of Falco peregrinus (peregrine falcon), 4646 nucleotides long. RefSeq names its product methanethiol oxidase-like. Gene Ontology annotation, molecular function: selenium binding. Lineage: Eukaryota; Metazoa; Chordata; Aves; Falconiformes; Falconidae. The record is from RefSeq and is a predicted model, not a curated record. Bases 2715 to 4130 code for a protein of 471 amino acids. The transcript has 12 exons.